AUGGGGGAGUGCGGGGUGCCCCCCCAGGUCCAGCUCUUCCUCCGCGCCUGCGAGCAGGGCGACUGCGAGACCGCCCGGCGCCUCUUGGGGCUGCCCGGCGGUGGCACCGCCGACCCAGCGGCCCCCUCCUCCUGCGGUACCGAGGAGGCGGCGGCGGCAGAGCCCCGCGGCGAAGCGUCCGCCUCACCGGCCCCCGCCGUGCCCGUGGACUGCACCGACGAGGCCGGCAACACGGGUCUGCAGUUCGCCGCGGCGGGGGGCCACGAGCAGCUGGUGCGGUUCCUGCUGCGGAAGGGAGCCUCGGUGCAGAGCAGGAACCACUACGGAUGGAGCCCCCUCAUGCAGGCAGCCAGGUUUGGACAUCUAAGCGUGGCUCACAUCUUGCUGGAGAAUGGUGCUGAUCUCAAUGCACAAAAUAAGUUAGGAGCCAGUGUCCUAACAAUGGCCUCCAGAGGCGGCCACGUCAGCAUGGUGAAAUUGUUGCUGGAAUCUGGAGCUUUUGUAGACAAUUAUGACCAUUUUAGCACAAGUGUACUUAACAGCAGCAGAGACGACCUUCCUGAUAUAACUCCACUAAUGGCAGCUGCUCAGCAUGGACAUGAGGCAGUGGUACAUCUGUUAUUAGACUGGGGAGCUGAUUGUAAUUACACUGUGAAGACUAUGGGCUGGAGUCCUUUAAUGCUGGCAGCUGUUAGUGGAAAGGUGAGCUUGGCACAGCAGCUCAUGGAGAAAGGUGCCAAUCCUGAUCACCUGAAUGUAUUACAUAAAACACCUUUUGAAAUCUCUGUUGGCUUCAAACACAAAGACAUGAAGGACUACCUGGAAUCGCUCACAACGAUCAGACCCCAGGCAGAUACAGAAAAGAGGCAACCUGAUGUCUUUCAUGCUUUGAAAUUGGGAAACUUUCAGCUGGUUAAAGAGAUUGUUGAUGAAGACCCAAGUCAGGUCAAUAUUACCAAUGUUGACGGCGCAUCUCCAUUAAUGAUUGCGGCUGUAACUGGACAGCUGCCCCUUGUUCAGCUCCUUGUUGAGAAAAAUGCUGAUAUUGACAAACAGGAUAAUGUUCAUGGCUGGACAGCACUAAUGCAGGCCACAUACCACGGAAACAAAGACGUUGUAAAGUAUUUGUUAAAUCAAGGUGCUGAUGUCAAUCUUCGUGCAAAAAAUGGAUACACAGCUUUUGACCUGAUAAUGCUGCUGAAUGAUCCAGACACAGAGCUAGUACGGUUAUUGGCAUCAGCAUGCAUGCAAGUAGACAAAGACAAGAAUAAACUGAACAACAGAUCAUCUUUGCCUUGUUCCAGAAGUAGGCAAUCCUUAAAUGUCCCAAUGUUGCCAGAUGACAAAGGAGGUCUAAAGUCAUGGUGGAGCAGGAUGUCCAAUCGAUUCCGCAAGCUGAAGUUGACUCAGACAUUGCGCCAUGGAUUUCCUUUCAAUCAGUUUGUGCCUUUUCCUGAUGAGCCUGAACCAUCAUUAAAUUCCACCAUAAAAGCAGUUUCACAGAGUGAUAUGGACACCUUUGGAAACCCUGAUGCUGCUACAGCUCGGAUCACAAAUAACAAAGCUAGUGGUAUAAACACUGCAAAAGGAGGAAAGGAUGAUGAAUUAUUGACAACAAUGUUACGAAGUAGUGCUCCAUUUACCAGGCUGCCCAGUGAUAAACUGAAAGCAGUGAUACCGCCUUUCUUACCGCCCUCAAGUUUUGAGCUUUGGAAUUCUGACCGAACGCGAAUCAGCAAAGAUGGCAAAGCUGAACAGAUGAGAACUGCGUGGCCACAGAGAGCAAUCAAGCAUGAUUUUAACAGCAGUGGGAACUCUGAUAUAACAUCUGUUAGCAAAGGUACUAGACCAGUCAAAUUACCAGCAUUUGCAAGAAGACCUGCAUCUCCUUCAAAUUCCAACAACUUCAACCAUUCUCCUCAUUCUUCUGGUGGAUCCAAUAACAUUGCAGGAAUUAACAGGCACGGAGGAGAACUGCAUAACAGAUCAGGUGGCAGUGCAGAUAAUGUUUUGUCUCAGAUUGCAGCCCAAAGAAGAAAAGCAGCAGGCUUGCCUGAACAGAAACCGAGCCAACAGCAUAGUCCAGUCCAGUCAACUCCUUCAUCCACCUUGUCUGAUUUGCAGUGUGCUCAAAUUGUUGGCAACGGACAUGUUGUAAAGCAAAAACUGGAGAUGAACAAAAGACCUCCAUCUGGGACUUCAUCUACGUCUAAAAGCACAUCACCAACUAUUACACCUUCCCCAUCACCCUCCCCGUCUCCUAAGGUUCACAACGCAGAGUCCUCUCUCUCUUCUUCUCACAGGCAGGUCAAGAGCAAUGGUUCCAGCAGUGGUACUAUUACAGAAGAUGAUGAGCUGACAGGCAUCCUUAAAAAAUUGUCCCUUGAGAAAUAUCAGCCUAUUUUUGAGGAACAAGAGGUGGAUAUGGAAGCCUUCCUUACACUUACUGAUGGUGAUCUGAAAGAGCUGGGUAUUAAAACCGAUGGAUCAAGGCAGCAAAUUUUGGCAGCUAUUUCUGAACUGAAUGCAGGAAAGGGACGGGAGAGACAGAUUUUACAAGAAACUAUACACAACUUCCACUCUUCGUUUGAGAGUAGUGUUAGUAACACACGACCUCCAGGUCAUUCCCAGUCACCUGGCUGCUCUAUAAAACCACAAGAAGCUGUUUCUCCUAAAAGAUGAAGAACCCAUACAAGGUGUUUGUGGGCACAGUCAAGAACAACAAAAGCAUGGAAGAAGGCAUGAAAAACCUCCAUGAACUACUAGAGCUUCUACAUGGAGAAAUACAUAAACUGAAUAUGCCUCUAUUGACUGGAUACAGAUAAAGGGAGUCCAAACUCAAAAUGUUAUGGUUUCAUGAGAAGGAAUAUAGAGGAAAAGUAAUGCUGCAUUCUUCAUUAACCAAAAUACACUUUAUCUGUUUAAUAUUAAGAGGUUAGAACAGCAGUAAAGUUAAAUAGGAAAUACCUGUUUGUAAAAAUAGCACUUUAUUUAAGGAAAUGCAUAAUCUGUCACCAAUAUUUAAACAGAAAUAGUGUUAAAAUUUUUUAUAUUGCUGAUUGCUUGUUUUGAGAAUAAAACCACGUAACUGAUAUUGGCUGGGGU
Molecule: messenger RNA, 3105 nt
Organism: Gavia stellata (red-throated loon)
Lineage: Eukaryota; Metazoa; Chordata; Aves; Gaviiformes; Gaviidae
Gene: ANKS6
Product: ankyrin repeat and sterile alpha motif domain containing 6
Exons: 17
Coding region: 1-2682 (893 amino acids)
Biological process (GO): innate immune response
Cellular component (GO): cytoplasm
Molecular function (GO): protein binding
Source: RefSeq, a predicted model, not a curated record